Molecule: messenger RNA, 1084 nt
Organism: Daldinia vernicosa
Lineage: Eukaryota; Fungi; Ascomycota; Sordariomycetes; Xylariales; Hypoxylaceae
Product: DUF1264-domain-containing protein
Exons: 4
Coding region: 272-991 (239 amino acids)
Source: RefSeq, a predicted model, not a curated record
AAGUGACGAGUUCAUGGAGAACCUCUGACCUCCGCUCGGCGAUGUCAACACACUCGAGCAGACGAUGCCAAGGGCGCUUUCUCCUCCUUAUCCCCGGCGAGGAGUAAUGCGCCUCUAGCUGUUAAUAUUCGCGGCGAUGCGUUAAUUAUCUGGCGGUUUAUUAUAUAAGGACGAUUCUCGCCGUCGUUUCUAGAUAUCAGUCGUGCUCGAAUCGCCAGGUCACCAGUUUUAAGAUCCUUCAAAUAUUAUAAAUCCUCAAUUACCUGCAGCCAUGCAUUGUCAGCAGCUCGUCCCCGCACUCACCGCAGCGCUCGCUUUUUUGCCCCUAGGCAUGCCAGCUUCACUACCUUUCGGUCAUUAUGGCCCUGAAGGCACCGUGCUAUUCCUGAAUGGCUUCCACUUCGUCUCGGGACACAGUGACUGGGAGAUUUCCGCCAACCACUAUUGUGUGAUUAUUCGCGACGAUAUGUUGCAGUGCGCUGUCUACAAUACUGCGACGGCACCUGCACGCCUGGCGGGUAUCGAAUACAUCAUUACUUCCGACGCUUUUGAGACGUUGGACUACGAAGAACGUCAACUAUGGCACAGCCAUGUGUAUGAAGUGACUAGUGGUUUUUUGACCCAACCAGGGUUGCCUGCGUCCGUAGAUUACACCAUUAUGAAGGAUGUCUUGGUUGGAACCUAUGGCAAGACGUUCCACACCUGGAGAUAUGACCAGCAGAAUUCUACAUACCCUAUCGGUAUCCCUGAACUUGUGAUGGGUUAUACUGGAGAUGACCAAAUUACCCCUGACUUCGUCACCAAGCGAGAUGAGCUCUUCGGUCUGAACACUACUGAGGUUAGGGAGUCGCGUAGUGAUAUCCCGCACCCUCCAGUUGUGCCUGGGGCGGAUAGCUGGAAGUAUGGCUAUGUCUUGUCGUUGGGAAUAGUCAACGAGACGACGAACACCUCGUUUCCCAACGAUGGGAAGCAGGUUGUUCUCUCAUCGUAGACCCUUUAAACUAUACCUUGGUUUGGGGUAGUCUUCCUCGGGGUCUGUUUAACGCGAGGACCGAUAUAUACUACAUAAACAUAUAUGGAGUUA